Saitoella complicata NRRL Y-17804 is the source of this 639-nucleotide messenger RNA. Its product is annotated as NADH:ubiquinone oxidoreductase complex I intermediate-associated protein 30. Lineage: Eukaryota; Fungi; Ascomycota; Saitoellomycetes; Saitoellales; Saitoellaceae. The transcript has 2 exons. The record is from RefSeq and is a predicted model, not a curated record. Gene Ontology annotation, biological process: NADH dehydrogenase complex assembly. The coding region runs from base 1 to 639 and encodes 212 amino acids.
AUGCAGUCAUCAGCACCAAAACGCCUGCCUUUGUUUGGCCCGCCGAGGGCUUGGAGGACCGAGGAAUGGACUGCGUCCGAUGAUCGGGUGCGCGGAGGUAGCUCCCAGUCUUACCUUGAGCCAUCGAGCGACCUGAUCAAAGCCACUUUCCGCGGUCACCUGGAUACGCAAACUCUUGGAGGUGCUGGCUUUGCGUCCCAGCGCACGACUUCUACAGACAAGACUUGGGACGUCUCGCCAUAUGACGGGAUUGAAUUAAUCCUUGCAAGAGGUGAUGGAAAGCGGUACACGCUGGUUAUCAAGACAGAUCUGCCUGCUAAGAGGCCAGAUGGACGCGACGAAAGCACAGUGUCGUACGAGUAUACUUUCCUGGCACAUGACUCUAAGGAGGAGCAAGUGAUUUUCAUUCCUUGGGAUGCUUUCAAGCCUUAUUACAGGGGUAAGCCGAAGAACGAUGCGGCUGAGUUGGACUUGAAGGCGAUCAAGAGGUGGUCGUUCAUGUGCAGGUCAUUUUUCGCCGAGCAGGAAGGUGACUUCAAGGUCGUGAUCAUGACUGUCCAGGCUGUUCUGAACUCAUCAAAGAGAUCAUCAGUGGAUCCGAUCAGGAUAUGUGGUGGGUCGCUAUGUUCGAUGAUGUGA